Messenger RNA from Aspergillus pseudotamarii, 1265 nucleotides. It is a transcript of the gene fmpB, whose product is annotated as N-methyltransferase fsqC. Gene Ontology annotation, molecular function: methyltransferase activity. Bases 114 to 1211 code for a protein of 365 amino acids. Lineage: Eukaryota; Fungi; Ascomycota; Eurotiomycetes; Eurotiales; Aspergillaceae. The record is from RefSeq and is a predicted model, not a curated record. The transcript has 3 exons.
AGAGGGUCUAUCAACUCCGACGACACUGGCAACUCUCCAGCAUUGAUAUCUACAGGAAGCUGACUACCACCAUCACCACCCCCUCAACCCACACUCGUCACACUUCGAUAGCAAUGACAAGCCAUAUUCAAAUCACGUUCCCAGACCUAAAGUCCCAUCUGAGUCAGGGGCAGGGUCAGGGUCACACCCAGGACAACGUCGAUGUAUCCAAGGGUCUUCAGCUCGUCGAUAUCCGUCGUCAGACAGCACCCACCAGUCUCGUCCCUCUAAUCCUCGCCGGCCUUCGAAGCAAGGAACGCGAAUUACCCGGUCUCCUGCUCUGGAACGACCGUGGCUUGUCCCUCUUCGAUGCUGUCCUCGAGUCUCCGGACUAUUAUCUCACUAGAAGGGAGUGGUCCUUGCUGUGUGCUGCUGUACAUGAGAUCGUCUCGACGAUUCAGUCAGGGGAUCGACUGAUUGAACUGGGUGCUGGGAACAUGAAAAAAACCGCCCUCAUACUCCGCGCAUUGCAGUCCCAACGAAAGAGCAUCACCUAUAUAGCCUGUGACGUCGACUGCGUCGCUCUCCGACGCGGCAUCCGCUACCUGCAAUCACUCUUCCCGCCCACAAGCUCAGGCGGGAUCCGGAUCCAGGGCCUCGUCGCCACAUACGAAGACUGCGCGUCCUGGCUCCAGCACAGUCCAAGUCCCAACGGCAAUGGCAGCCGAACAACCCUAAUGUGGCUUGGCAACAGCAUGGCAAACUACACCACCUCCGACGCAGCAUCCUACAUCCGCGCCUUCCUUUCCACAGGUGCGUCCCUAAUCGUCGCUGUCGACGGGAGCAAAGACAAAUCAGAGAUUGCACGGGCGUACGAAGGGCCUGCGAACCAGAAGUUUGUGAUGAACGGGCUCGCGCAUGCGAAUGAACUGCUCGGAGCCCAGGUAUUUGAUGCACGGGACUGGGGUUUCCGGGGCAGUUGGAAUCAGAACACAUGGAUGCAUGAGAGCUUUUAUGUUGCAGAGCGGGAUUUGGUAGUUACGGUUAGGGGGGAGAUAUUUGAGUUUAGGAAAGGAGACAGGGUGAGGUCUAUCAGGAGUGGAAAGUGGCCGAGGAGCAAGAUGGUGAGUGUUUGUGAGGAGGCUGGGGGCGUAGUGGUGGAUUGUUGGGUGGAUGAGAAUGAGUCCUAUGGGUUCUACGUGAUUGAGGAAAGGUUGAGACGCUGCCUGUGAGAAGGCACUUGACAGCUGCGAAUCGUGAUUAGAUCCUCUUAGGGCUUUUUAUGC